Lactuca saligna is the source of this 2771-nucleotide messenger RNA. Lineage: Eukaryota; Viridiplantae; Streptophyta; Magnoliopsida; Asterales; Asteraceae. The record is from the annotation of a GenBank genome assembly.
AUGAACUCUCGUAUUGCUUUCCUCUUUUCUACUCUUGUUAUUUUUCUGAUUUCCGCCUCCAUUUAUGAGAUCGAUUAUCAAGCUUUGUUGCAGUUCAAGUCAAUGAUCAUGAAUGAAGAAGUUCUAAGCUCAUGCAACACUUCCUUUCAUUUCUGUGAUUGGAGUGGUGUUUUAUGUGGGAAGCAGAAUAAAAGAGUCACUGCUCUAAAUAACAAUUUUCAAGGUACGAUCCCUCAUGAACUCGGUCAUCUAUCUAGGCUAUGUUUUCUCCAAUUUGGCUACAAUAAAUUCAACGGAGUCAUUCCAACUAACCUGUCUGGUUGUUCUAACCUUGAAGAGCUUGAACUCUAUGCUAACAAGCUAGUUAGAAGCAUACCCAAAGAGAUCAGUUUAGGGAUGAGCAAAAGGACCGAACCGGCCGGAACCGGGAACCGGCUUCGGCCAAAAUCAAGAACCGAACCGGCCCGGCGGUUCUACCGGUUCCGGUUCUGCCGCUUAACCAGUGGAAUCCCUCCUGUCUUGAAGAAUAUAACAUCAAUGGAACAGUUCUCUGCUACAAGAAAUCCAUUGGGUGGAAGCAUUCCUAACACCUUAGGAAAUUGGAAAAUUUUAUCAGAAUUUUACUCUGGUGCUUGUAACUUAUCUGGAACCAUCGCUCAUUCCAUUUUUAACCUCUCACUCCUAACUAAUUUUUCCUUGCCUGUCAAUCAGCUUACUGGUAGUCUUCCUUCAGCCAUAGGUGAAAUGCUCCCUCAUCUUGAGUUCCUUCAAUUACGGGACGAUAUGAAGUUUAUUGAUACUUUGAAGAACUGCAGCAGAAUAAAGGUGUUACAUCUUAUUAACUGCAAUUUUCAAGGAGUGCUGCCCACAACAAUUGGUAAUCUUUCUGAUCAACUAAGUAUUCUAAGUUUGGAUGGAAAUGAUAUAUAUAUAUAUGGAAACCUCCCUUCAAGUAUAGGUAAUCUGGUCGGCUUGAUCGGUUUCUCUUUAACAGAAAACCAAUUUACAGGAAAAAUCCCCUCCACCAUUGGUAACCUUCAAAAGCUACAAGAAGCUUACUUAUAUAACAACCAAUUUUCAGGGCCAAUUCCAGAUGCCAUCGGGAACUUAUCAUUGUUGACUGGCCUUUGGUUAAAUUCCAACAAAUUGGAAGGACAUAUUCCAUCAAUCCUGGGAAAUUGUCAUCAUUUAUUGGAGUUACACCUUGACGAUAAUAAACUCAGUGGAAAAAUACCUACUCCACUUCUUCAACUUACAUCUCUAACCAUCAUACUAAAUCUUUCUCAAAACAACAUGUCUGGGUCACUUCCAGUAGAGGUUGGUGAACUCAAGUUGUUGACUUCCUUGGAUUUAUCUGAUAACAAUUUAUCAGGAAACAUUCCUAGUAGCAUUGGUGGUUGUACUAGCCUUUUAUUAUUAUUCCUCAAAGGCAACACAUUUCAAGGCAUGGUACCAACGUCAUUAAGUUCCAUGAAAGGAGUUUCGACCCUCGAUCUUUUGCAUAAUAAUUUAUCAGGCCAAAUUCCUCGAUUCUCAGAACAACUGACCUUAUUAGAAUAUGUAAACCUAUCCUUUAAUGAUUUUGAGGGUGAAGUACCAGUGAUAGGAGUUUUUGCCAAUGCAAGGAAAUUCUCUGUUUUGGGGAAUAGCAGGCUUUGUGGUGGCUUGGCUCAGCUUGGGUUACCAAAAUGCAAAGAGACAGAAAAACAUCAAAAAAGGUUUCCUUUGUUCGUCAUACUCAUUCCGGUCGCAUCCACACUUUUUACCAUAUUAUGUUUUGCAUUUGUUUUAAGUAAGAAAAGGAAGAGCCACCCGUCUCAAUCAUCGGGAGACGAACGGUUCAUGAAAGUAUCAUAUGCUCAACAUCUCAAGGCUACCAAUGGCUUCUCCCAAGCCAAUUUGAUAGGCGAUGGUGGGUUCGGCUCUGUUUACAAAGGAGUCCUUGAUGAUCAUGAUGGUGGAAUUGUUGCAGUCAAAGUUCUACAUCUGCAAAACCGAGGUGCCCACAGAAGCUUUAUAGCAGAGUGUGAAUUGCACUCAAGUGCAAGUAAUUCCAGACUCAGCCUUCUUCAAAGAAUAAAUAUCCUUCUUGAUGUCGCAAGUGCACUUGAUUACCUUCACAAUCAUUGCCUGCCAACCCUCGUUCACUAUGACCUGAAGCCUAGCAUCAUUCUGUUGGAUGAUGAUAUGGUGGCCCAUGUUGGAGACUUUGGUUUAGCUCGAUUUCUUGGAGCAAAUUCAAACAAAAACAGCACAAGUGGCAUUAGAGGAACGAUUGGGUACACACCUCCAGAGUAUGGUGUUGGGAGUGAAAUGACAAGUAGUGGGGAUGUCUAUAGUUUUGGAAUACUAUUAUUGGAAGUGAUGACAGGGAAGAGGCCCACGGACAGCAUCUUUAAUGAAGGCCUCAGCCUUCAUAAGUUUGCAUGCAUGGCCUUGCCAAACCAUGUGACCGAUGUUAUUGAUGAUGACCUCCUGAAUUUUCUUCAAGAGGAUGCCAUUGCUACAAAACAUACAAUAGCAAAUGCAAAGAAAAUGGAGGAAUGUUUGGCUUCAAUUAUCAAGCUUGGAGUAUCAUGCUCCGUGGAUUCCCCACCACAACGGAUGAAUAUCGAAAAUGUUGUCCACGAGUUGCAGCAUAUUUUAAAUAUACUUUAAAAUAUAUUAAGUAUUUGGAGAAUCUUGUAUUUUGAUGGUAUAAAAUACGAAAUAAAUGGAUUGAAUGCAUUAUUUUAACUUUUGGGUUCAUUUGAAAGAACGAAAUUUUUGGG